Molecule: messenger RNA, 3436 nt
Organism: Rhopalosiphum padi (bird cherry-oat aphid)
Lineage: Eukaryota; Metazoa; Arthropoda; Insecta; Hemiptera; Aphididae
Gene: Achl
Product: la-related protein 6
Exons: 1
Coding region: 632-2533 (633 amino acids)
Biological process (GO): RNA processing
Cellular component (GO): nucleus
Molecular function (GO): mRNA binding
Source: RefSeq, a predicted model, not a curated record
CAGCGUUUUAGUUGAUUUUUUAAUACGUACAGCCGUAGAUUAAAUACGCGACCCGUCGCCACCGACACCAUAAAUCCCGCGCUGCCGCACAGACGACCGCGGACCGUCGACGCCGACGACAUAUUUACCUGACAGCCGCCACCUGCAGCCAGGGGGUGCGUUUCGUUCGAAUAUCGUCGAAUACGCCGUCGUACACAUAAUAACGAGAGCGAGUGCGCGUUUGUGACCGCCGCCGCAACAGAAUAACCCGAUAAUAAUAUUAAUAAUAAUAAUAAUAAUACACGAAACCGUGUGUGCACAAUUAUUAUUAUUAUUAUUAUUACCAUAACAUUAUAUAGUGUUCGGGGGGGUUGCCGCGCGCGCGUGUGAGCUCGUGUGUGUUACUUUCGAUUUCUACAACGCGCGUCGACGACGACGAGACAUAAGACGCGUGCGUUUCGGAAAACCCGUUUCGCGUACGUGUGUGUGUGUGUGUGUGUGUUAGUGUGCCAACAACGAGUGUGUGUGCGCGUGUGUCUGUGCGCAUAGUGCAAUUCGAAACAUAAGCACAUACCUGAUAUAUAGAUUAUUCGCGUUUUGACCGACGCCGUUGCGGGUUUCGUGUGAUGUGGUGAGUGUUCGCGCGCAAACGAUGGCAGCAACGAUCGCAACAGUCGAAACGGAACAGAUCAAGCAGGAGAUCGCGUCCGUCGUCGAAGAAAAACAGAGUCCAGUAGAGACCACACCGGAGACCACCGGAGACCGAGACUUCACCGAAGAGGUCGUAGCGCCACUGCCCGCUACCAAGACAACCGCCCCGUUGCCGAUCGUCGGCAAGGCGUUCGAUCUGAAGCGCGCCAGCGUGUCGUCCGUGGACAGUGACAUAUCGCUAUCGUACGACGCGGCGCCGUUUUAUCCGCGUUCGUUGAGUCAAACCGGCAUGUCGUCCGCCAACAACUCGAGCGGAUCGGGCACCGACGACGGUGGCCGGCACCACUCGGCCGCGUCCGCCGCCGCCGGAAUUAACAACACGGAUUCGUCCGAUUCGGCGUACGAGGGCGGUCAGCUCAAGUCCGGCGACGAGUCCACGCCGUUCGUGGCGCCCGACGAAGAGACCACCAAGCGCAUACUCGACCAGGUGGAAUUUUACUUUUCGGACGCGAACAUCGUCAAGGACGCGUUCCUGCUGAAGCACGUCCGCCGCAACAAGGAAGGAUACGUGUCGCUGAAGCUUAUUUCGUCGUUCAAGCGGGUGAAACACCUGGCCAAGGACUGGCGGGCCGUCGCAUACGCCAUAACCAGGUCUGAGAAACUGGAGGUGAACGAAUCCGGAACGAAGCUGAGGCGUAAGGAGGCUCUGCCCGCGUACGACCAGACGACGCCGUCCCGGACCGUGGUGGCCAUCAACCUGGCCGAAGAGAAGCCGGUGACCAUUGAGUCGGUGGCCGAGCUGUUCCGCGGCUGCGGUGAGAUCGCGUUGAUCCGCGUGCUCCGUCCGGGCAACCCCAUACCGUCGGACGUCCGUCAUUUCGUCAACAAGCAUCCGGAGAUGGGCAGCAACGUAAGCGCGUUGAUCGAGUUCGUGCGCACCGAGUCGGCGCACAACGCGAUGAGCAAAGACUGGUCCUCGGAAAAGGCCAAGGACGGACAGUCCAUGUGCGUGCUCGAGCUCAACGCUCCCGCGUCCAAGAAAAAGGCCACAGCGGCCGCCAAGAAGUCGCCGAUGAACCGGCUGUUCGACUCGGAGUACUCGUCGUCGUGCCAGAGCGGUUCCGAGGCGGAGGACAGGCAAAAGAUGCGCAUGCAGCGCAAGGUGUCGGCCAACACGCUCAUGCGGUCCGACUCGUCGUGGAACCAGCGCAGAUGGUCCAGGGACUCGGGCACCGACAGCUCCGCGUCCGGAUACUCGCGACGUGAUUCGUACGUAUUGCCGCCGCAGCACCACAUGCAACAGACCGGCGAUUACGGCCACAACAGGCGUAUGUCGUCUGGCUGGGACUCGAGUUCGGAGAGCUAUUACUCGGGCCGUUCGCGUUCCAGCAGCGGCGUGUCCAUACCGGAAACAUUCGGAAUGCGCCGCUUCUCUUUGGCCAACAACCGUGGCCCGGAACAACAACAACAGCAACCGUGCUGUUGUUGUGGCCAUAAUCAGCCGCCACCGCAACAGCAGCAGCAACAGCCUAUGGCCAUGCGCAGACACUCGACACAGGACAACGGCCAUCACUACGACAUGAGGCGGUGCAGCAGCAGCAGCAGCAACAGCGGCGGCGAGAUGAUGAUGCGCAAGGACUCGACGUCGGAGUUCUGUUGCGGCAGCCAACCCCGGGACGGAUUCCACAACUGGUCGCGUAAGAGCAGCUCGUCUUCGAUGGGCGAAGGUGGCAUGGGUCGUCGCCUGUCCGUCGACUCCGAUUCGUCGGGCGGCAGGGGACGCAGGCCCAGUUUGGGCCUCGUGACGCCAGACAACGUGGUGAGGAUGCCCAAGGGCCCGGACGGUUGUGGCAGCCGCGGUUUCCAACGAGAACCGAUGUUGGAUUCCACUCUUUACGAAUGAACAGCUGAACGACGACGACACGAUAAUGAUUAAGAAUAAUAUUUUAAUAUUAUCGUUAAGAUUAUAAUUAUUAUUUAUUAUUAUUAUUAACGUAUAAUGCAGCAACGACGUGGAUUUUAGAGACCCGAAGCAAGGAAAAAAAAUAUAUCGAUCUAUAUAAUAAUUAAUAAUAUAAUAUAAUAGGUACUUUUCAUAUCUGAUAUAGGUAUAUAAAUAUGAUUAGUUUUUAAUUUAAGCGGUUUGGAUAUUUAGGUACUUGUAAGAUAAAAAUGAAUUUAAGGAAUAAGGGCGACUUCCCUGCCUCGUUUUAUCGGCAGUAGGAUCCAUAUAAUAUAUAAUUUAUUUUUAUGUCAUAAACAUUCCAUAGGUAAUAUGUAUGUAUGUGAAUCGACCAAUUUUAUCGGCUGUACGAUUUUAUUUGUUGAAUUCAGCAUCGUAUUAUUUGCGUGCGAGUAUUUUCUUAUUUUAUACUUUGUAAAAGUCGAGCCAGUUGAGGUUUGGGUAUAAGUUAUAACGUUAUAUUAUACCUGCCUCGAUGACUUUCAAGAGCUUCGAUCCCGCGUUAAUUUAUUUAAUAUUUAUUAUGUUGGCAACCAAUACCAUUAAUUUAUAUGAUUAUUUAUAUUACAUAUAUAUUUAUAAAUAUUAAUUAUUAUAUUUGUAUUUAUUAUUUAUUAAUAUUAUUCGCUUGAAAUUAAAAUAAUAUAAAUCUAUUUAUAUGAUAUCAUUAUUAUUAUAUUGUCGAUGUAGGCAUUUAAUUUAUUAAGUUAUUAUUUUAUCGAUGUAUAAUACAUGUUACCGGUAUAUUUGUAAGACCAUAUCGUAUUAGAGUAAUGACGUUUGGUUUAUUUAUUCAUAUUUAUUAUACAAAUAAACGUAAUAUAUUUAUAUACUCACAUAUAA